UACUUCUUCAAGAUAUAAAUAGCGUCAACGGGCCUUAGUCUCAAUCACUCCUUCCAAUAUCGACUCUUCGAUACGUUCUGAAGCGGGUUUCAGUUGCGUUUAAACAAAAUGAAGUUCUGCAGUUUAACAAUAAUUUUUGCUCUUGCCAUCGUAUAUGUUAACUCACAAGAGGAUGGAGCUUCUAAGACAUAUCGUAGACUGAUACCGGCUGAUGUAUUAAGAGAUUUUCCUGGAAUGUGUUUUGCAUCGACCAAAUGCGCAACUUUUGAGCCAAAACAAAGUUGGGAUUUGACUCCAUUCUGUGGCAGAUCAACUUGUGUGUCAGCUGAUGAUAAUAGCGGCCGGCUGUUUGAAUUAGUGGAAGAUUGCGGUCCAUUGCCAAAAGCCAAUCCAAAAUGCAAGCUCAGUGAGAAAACGAACAGAACCGCAUCUUUCCCGGAUUGCUGUCCCGUGUUCGAAUGUGAAAAAGAUGCAAAACUCGAAUACCCUGAAAUUUCAACUGUACCAGUUGCCGGUGGCGAAGACGACGUGCUUCUCAAAACUGCCAAGGCGAUUCAAGAGAAUCCAAGAGCAUAAGGAAAUUGAUACUUUGUUUCGUCGAUUUUUAAAAUUGUAUUAUAUAAUGCAUCGAUAAAAUCUCCGAUACGCCUUUCCAUUUUAGUCCAGUGAAAUUUAAUCUGAAAUUGCAUUUCUUCCAGAACAAGUAAAACGAGCGCGUAAAUUAAUGUUUCUGAAUUUCAAGAGUUUAAUGUAACAUUUUUUUUACUUACGAGCCCAGUAAUAGCACGUCAAAAAGAAAGUAUUAAACGAUCUUCUUCUCGUAAAUAACUCUGGAAAUUUACAGAGCUGCAAUUUAUGUCGGGAGUGUUUACAUCAGUGAAAUUUUUGAAGUUAUUUUUCGCCAAAAUUAAAAAAAAAUUAGUAAAAAAUUAUUUUGUUGAAAAUAAAAUUGUUGUAAUAAUAUGUCAAAAUUAAAAAAAUUAAACUAAAUUUGUAAUGCAAAUUUCGUUAUAAAAUAGUUGACAUGACUAUUUUGCUGGAUUACAAAAGACUUAACUUGUGAAUUUUUAUUAUUCCACCUAUCAAAUACGAUGGCUAAAAACGUGAAAAAGUAAAGUAAAGAUUUGGAAAGUAAAGUUUUAGGUUAAGUUAUAAUUAUUUAAAAUGAAACAAUCAAUUAAUACAUGCAUUUUUUAUACCUCUCACGGAAUCAUGCACUUCACAUAAAAUAACCAUUAAUUAAUAUAAUAAAGUUUAUAUAUUGGCCAUAGAUUAUACGUCAUAAUGUAAAGACACUUAAGAAAUAAUUUUAAUAAAAGUGUGAAUUGUAUAGGAAAAAAUAUGCAUUUGUACUAUUUUCGAUUAAUCCACUUUGACUUAUCCGGAAUAUGAAAAAAAAUCGAUGUGUCUUUCAACUGUUUAGAUUACAAUGAAUAGCAGAUUAUAGUUUGUAACAUCGACUUACGUAUUGAACUUAAGAUAUACACCAUUUUCCAAAAGAUUUCGUCAUUCAAAAAAGUUAAUAAAAGAUAUUUUUAAUCUUGUUAACCGGUGAUGUUUCAAUGUAUACAUCGGCAAAUAUUGUUAUGAAAUAAAUAAGAUUUUUAUAAUAUGUAGAUCAACUUCAACUUUUCGAAAAACUAGCCACUCAUUAAUGAAGAAAAUAAUUUUCAUUUUCGGUCUUUGCUGUAACUGUAAUUUUUAUGACAAUUGAAAAGAUUUCAUUUAAUUUGUUUACAUACACCAAAAACCAAAAGUAUUUGAGAUAUUUUUUCAGCGCUCUACAAAUAAAAUUGAUGGAUAAAGACUUCUGACUCAUUAGCGGAACAAAAUUAAUU
Trichogramma pretiosum is the source of this 1838-nucleotide messenger RNA. RefSeq lists its product as uncharacterized. The transcript has 2 exons. The record is from RefSeq and is a predicted model, not a curated record. The coding region runs from base 109 to 576 and encodes 155 amino acids. Lineage: Eukaryota; Metazoa; Arthropoda; Insecta; Hymenoptera; Trichogrammatidae.